Molecule: messenger RNA, 672 nt
Organism: Cladophialophora carrionii CBS 160.54
Lineage: Eukaryota; Fungi; Ascomycota; Eurotiomycetes; Chaetothyriales; Herpotrichiellaceae
Exons: 3
Coding region: 1-672 (223 amino acids)
Source: RefSeq, a predicted model, not a curated record
AUGGCGGAAUCGGCCGCGGCCUCAGCGGCCAAACCCACGGUUAUCAUCGUCCACGGCGCAUGCACCGCCCUAUCCACUUCCAAGACUUCUCCCGCGCCCUGGGCGCGCACGGAUACCGAGUCGUGGCCCCGGCCCUUCCCUCCAUCGACAAGGCCCCUGGGGAGAUCACACCGGACAGCCAAGCCGAUAUUGCGGCCGGACCCCAACGACGUGAUCCUCGUGCCGCACUCCUACGGGGGCAUCCCCGCCUCGGGGGCCAUCCAGGACCUGGACCCGCGGUCAUGGGCCGCGGCGGGGAAGAGCACGAGCAUGCGCGCCAUCGCGGCCAUCACGUCCUUUAUCCUGCCCGAGGGCAUGACCCAUCCCGGGGACGUGCCGGCCGAGUCCGAGACGUACAGGACCGCAAAGAGCAAUCUGAAUGUGAUGAGCAUGGCCGCGCUGGUGGACCGGUGUCGGUUCUCGGCGUUUGAGGUCGUGCCGGUGCAUUUCCUGCUGGCGCGCGAGGACCAGGCCAUGAAGUUUGCGACGCAGGAGAGCGUGGUCCAGCGCAUCACGGACCGCGGGAGGGUCGUCCGCACCGAGGUGCUCGACGGGUGUAGCCACAGUCCGUUUUUGAGCCGCGUGGCGGAGACGGUGGCGAUUGUAAGGCGCAGUGCGGGCGAGGACAUAUAG